CUUGUGAGAGAAAAAAAAUUAAUUAUACACUGUAUAUGAACGUGGUCUGUUUAUAAUACAGAUUUGGGUGUGUAUAAUUAAUUUUCUUAAAUUACCGGUUUUAGUAAACCGAUGAACCGAGCCUGAGUCGUUGUAUAUGAACGUCAGAAACCUCAAAACCCCUCCGAUUGAUAUCUCUCUCUUUGUUCGUCUCUUCAAAUCCCUAAAAUUGAAACCUUAAGACUUAGAGCAUCGUUAACAAUGGAGGACGCUGAUGGACUCAGCUUCGAUUUCAAAGGCGGUCUCGAUUCCGGACCUGUUCAGCCCACCGCUUCUUCAGUCCCGGUUGUUCUGCCUGAAAACUCUUCCUCCGCCGCUGUUAAUGUAGCACCAAACUACGAUCAUUCCGCCGCGACUGUGGUUGGAGCUGGGAAGGGACGAAGUUUCCGGCAGACUGUCUAUAGAAAUUGGCUCCGAUGUCUGUGUGUGAAAUACAGAGACGAUGAGAAGGAUAGGUGCUGCAGCAGCUCAAGUAAGUUUGAUUCGAUCCCUCUUCAAUCCAAGGAGCGAGAUCGUAACACUGAGAAAGCCACAAGCUCAAGUAAUUUGGAUUCGAUCCCUCUUCAAGCCAAGGAGCGAGAUUGUAACACUGAGAAAGCAACAAGCUCAAGUAAGAUAGAUCCGCUUCCUCUUGACCUAGAGAUUGAGAUACUGACUAGAUUGCCGGCGAAGGCUCUUUUGAAGUUCCGAUGCGUGUCAAAGAUCUGGUCCUCCAUCAUCCAAAGCCAGACUUUCGUCGAUUCCUUCUUCUCCAUGUCCUCUAUGACGCAAUCGCGGUUUAUAAUCGCUUUCACUAAUUUUGGUAGAUCAGUCCAGAGUCAGGACAAACGUUUGUUUAUCUUCUCGUCUUCACACGAGGGAAGGGAAUCUUCAUCUUUGGCUACCACUCUCCAUAUGACAAUACCUUCCGUGACCAUGUAUAGCAACUCUGCCACCGUCUGUGCUUCCGUCCAUGGCUUCCUGGGGAUUACUGCGCAUAAUCCGUUCAUUAUAUGUAACCCUAUCACAGGGAAACUCACUAACAUACCAGGGUCACGCACUUCCUUGGGAUACGAUCCUGUUGGUGAUCAAUUCAAAGCAUUGACCUUGGUGUCUGAUACUUACCGGGCACAUGAUUUUCUAGUGCACGAGGUUUUAACACAUGGAGGAGGAGGAGAAUCUUCAUGGAGACGCAAUCAGGUUAACUCCCCGCCUUAUAAAAGUCUAACUAAAGCAAUAUGCAUCAAUGGUUUUGUGUAUUUUGGUGCUUGGACCCCCACUCGAGAUGAGAAUCCUGUGAUUGUGACUUUUGAUGUUAGAUUUGAGAGUAUAAGUUUUAUCAGAGCGCCUUUGGAUGUUGUGUAUUGGGAGGGUGAAUCAAUAUUGAUAGAAUACAAAGGUAAGUUAGCUUCCAUUGUAAAAGAGCCCUUCCAUCCUCUUACGAGUUUUGAUUUAUGGAUCCUAGAGGAUGUGGAUAGACAUCUUUGGUCCAAGCAAACAUUUAAGCUUCCCUUCUCUUUAGGAUUGGGUACGACGAUGACUUGCCCGGGAAUCAACAAAGCGGGUGAAUUCAUUUUUGCCCUUAAAAAUCUACCGCGGGAUGUUCAACCCUACUACAUUUUCUACUACAAUGUAGAUAGAAAUGACAUGAGAAAAGUUAUGCUCAAAGGAAUUGCAGACGAUGAAGAGUUUAGGCGCCGAUAUAGAAUUUCAGAUGCAUGUUGCGUCCACAUCUCACCCAACCACGUUGAAAGUAUUGCCUCUUUGUGAUAAUAAUGGGGUUUUAUGUAUACUUCUCGAAGAACAAGCGCUUGAAAAAGUCUAAGCGUUGUCUAUUCUUUCAAGAUUUUUCUCUAAAGGAGAUGUUACUUGGCCCUCGCUGUUCCGUCUUGAUUGCAAUUUAAAAAUUCUUGUUACUUUGUGAUAAUGGGUUUUAUGUAAUUCUUGAAGGAUUUAUAUGUAAGAGCUUGGAUUCUUAUUAAUGAUCAUUUGCAGUUGCUGA
This is a messenger RNA of Capsella rubella, 2020 nucleotides long. Its product is annotated as F-box protein At1g30790. The record is from RefSeq and is a predicted model, not a curated record. NCBI's taxonomy places the organism in Eukaryota, Viridiplantae, Streptophyta, Magnoliopsida, Brassicales, Brassicaceae. The coding region runs from base 241 to 1788 and encodes 515 amino acids. The transcript has 2 exons. Gene Ontology annotation, molecular function: protein binding.